UUUUACGGAGUUCUUGGAUCCAUUCCAGAGAGUCAUCCAGCCGGAGGAGAUCUGGCUCUAUAAAAAUCCUUUGGUGCAGUCAGACAACAUACCUACCCGCCUCAUGUUUGCAAUUUCUUUCCUCACACCCCUGGCUGUUAUUUGUGUGGUGAAAAUUAUCCGGCGAACAGACAAGACUGAAAUUAAGGAAGCCUUCCUAGCCGUGUCCUUGGCUCUUGCUUUGAAUGGAGUCUGCACAAACACUAUUAAAUUAAUAGUGGGAAGAUGGAGUGAUGAACUCGGAAAUGCACUGCACGGGUGACCCCGAUCUGGUGUCCGAGGGCCGCAAAAGCUUCCCCAGCAUCCAUUCCUCCUUUGCCUUCUCAGGACUUGGCUUCACGACGUUUUACUUGGCUGGCAAGCUGCACUGCUUCACCGAGAGUGGGCGGGGGAAGAGCUGGCGGCUCUGUGCUGCCAUCCUGCCCUUGUACUGCGCCAUGAUGAUCGCCCUGUCCCGCAUGUGCGACUACAAACAUCACUGGCAAGAUUCUUUUGUUGGUGGAGUCAUUGGCCUCAUUUUUGCCUACAUUUGCUACAGACAGCACUACCCGCCUCUGGCCAACACAGCUUGUCACAAACCCUACGUCAGUCUACGAGUCCCGCCGUCGCUGAAGAAAGAUGAGAGGCCCACGGCCGACAGCGCACCCAGCCUGUCCCCUGAGGGGAUCACCGAGGGCCCCGUAUGACUGGGACCUCGGAGGACGGUCGCUGAGCCCAGGCCACGCUCUACCACCUCUCAUAACGCAGUAGAAGAGCGUUUCUGUAGUAGUGUGCUCGUCAUCAGUUGUUUAUCCAAGUUAUCCUCCUGCUUCCACUUUGCCGACGGUGUUCCUGCUACUUUAAAUGUCUACUUUCAGCUCCCCUGAAUUCGCAAGGGAAGGACCCAGGAACGUUCUCUGAGAGACCUGUGGGUUUGGAAGGAGGCUGCAAGGGUGGGCGGGCACAGCUUGGUCGAUUCCUCCAUCUGAAAUGUUUUCUAUCGCAGCCAGCGUCCUAUGAUUUCACGGUUGUAAAGCAUAAUAAAAUGUCGCACCUGGAAGACGUGGCAUUGGCCGUUCAGCGCACAAGUCAUUCGGGGCCGCAGUGAGUCUCACAUCGGCCGCCGCGUGAGCAUCUGGCCCAGCGCUAGCUCUGGCUGUGGCCAUUCUAGGUGCUGAGCUGGGGGCAAAGGCUGAGAACUUUCACAACAGUCAGCCACAGCUUAUGUCUCUGAAAUGGACUUGCAACUUGGAGAUGCAGCCUUAGUAUCUCCAGGGCUUUUUGAAUCGUUGAAUCUAGAGGGAAGUGAGAUGAAGAAGCUCACGCAUAGGCUUCCACCAAACACGAUGAAAAUAGAGAUUCCAAGUAUGGGGAGGGGGUCACUGCAGUUUUCUGAGGGCCCUGGCUACCAUAUCCUUUCAAGGGAACGGCUGGGUGACGAUGAAGUAAGAAGCAGCCUCCAGGUAGGAGUUUUUCCCCUGUAGGAUCCCAGUGCUUGAAAGCUUCUUCAGGUGGUGGUCGCAAGUCCCCAUUCCUAUCUGGCAGGUGGCGUUACAGCAUGAGAGGGCGCGGGCAGAAGGUGCCGGAGCACGAUCGGCAAUAUGCUGUCUCUUGCUCGGCUCUUCGAACUCUUUAAAAGCGGCCAGUCGAGAACCGUUUUUAGUCUGAGUACAGAGCCUGCCACUCCUCGGCCAGCUGGUUCUCUUCAAAGCAGCGGGCGUCCCUCCGUUCAGUUGUGAUCACGCGCACCAAGUGGUUCUCCAGAUUCCUGGGCCUGCUGCGAUGGGAAGCGUUUCUGGUGUCUGAAGACUGUCACUUUCCAGCAGUCCAUGGAACAGACUGCAUUUGGAAAGACUGUACAAGUGGUCACCUGCAUAGCUCUGCCCUGGGUGUGCCACUUGGAACCAUCAGGAUGUCUUUGAUCAGCCACGUCCACUGCGGGCUCAGCCUGGGAGUGUGUGAAGAUCUUAUCAAAUGAGCCCCAGUGCAGCCCUGCAGCUGUGGUCCUUCCAAACCUGUGUCUGCACUGAGCCAGGGAGCCACCAUCCUGUUGUGGGGUCGGGG
Molecule: messenger RNA, 2082 nt
Organism: Delphinapterus leucas (beluga whale)
Lineage: Eukaryota; Metazoa; Chordata; Mammalia; Artiodactyla; Monodontidae
Source: RefSeq, a predicted model, not a curated record